AUGGGGGAAGCUGAAGCGCCCGUCGAUGUCGAAGCUCCGGCGACGUCCAGGUCGGUGGGUUUCUGCGACAUCGCGAAGCACUUUGUGCUGAUGGGCUGGACCGCCUUCGGGGGGCCUGCGGCGCAUGUGGGCCUCUUCCAGAAGACCUUCGUAGAGAGGCUGGGCUGGAUGAGUGCAGACGUCUUCACUGAGCUCUUUGCAGUCUGUCAAUGCAUGCCGGGUCCCAGCUCCACUCAGAUGUCCUUUGCCUUGGGCACCACGAAGCAGGGCAUCCUGGGUGGACUGCUCAGUGGGAUUUUAUUCCAAUAUCCUGGGGCCAUCAUGAUGACCAUCCUGGGCAUGACGGCGCACAACUGGGCGACUCCCCAGGUCAUCGCCGAGCACACGUGGUUGGCGGGUCUGGUCGGUGGGCUCAGUGCGGCGGGAGUGGCCUUGGUGGCCUCGGCGGCGAUUGGGCUUUGGGCCAAGGCCUGCGGCCCAGCGGACGCCAAAGCCCUCGCAGGAUUUUGCUGCGUCGUGCUGCUGUACUACUCGGCGGAGCUCAUUGCGCCAGUGGAGCGCAAUGGGCGCGAUUGGAUGUGGAUCUUCCCUUUUCUCAUCAUCCUAGGAGGCGCCUUCACCUACUUCUGGAGACCUCCUCCCGAGACGAAGGCCUGCUGGAUUCGAGUGGUUCUUCUGGCAAACUUGGAGCCCACAAGAGAAUGGGCCAAGCCGCCCAAGGAGCAGCCCCCCAACCCGCCGCUUGCGUCUCUUGCAUGUUCUGCCAGGGGCGCUCUGAGGCAUCCGCGCGGUCUGCAGGCUCCGCGUGGAGGUCCCGGCUCCGAAGGCUCUGGCAGCGCCCGGCAUGUUAAGAAUUUGGACUGUCUGAAGUUUGAAGAGUCUUUUUCAGAUGGUGUUUGGCGGUUUUAUUUGCACGUUUUGUAG
Molecule: messenger RNA, 924 nt
Organism: Durusdinium trenchii
Lineage: Eukaryota; Dinophyceae; Suessiales; Symbiodiniaceae
Source: the annotation of a GenBank genome assembly